Messenger RNA from Suillus plorans, 2313 nucleotides. RefSeq lists its product as uncharacterized. Bases 1 to 2313 code for a protein of 770 amino acids. Lineage: Eukaryota; Fungi; Basidiomycota; Agaricomycetes; Boletales; Suillaceae. The record is from RefSeq and is a predicted model, not a curated record. The transcript has 9 exons.
AUGCUUCAGGAAGAUAGAAUCACUAUUGUGCGAUACCCUGAUGCUCGAGCAGGGCAGCCCAUCCCACAAGAUGACAUCUGCAAUGCUAACACUGCAUAUGCUACCGUUAUCAACGACACUAUGAAUCCCUAUGCCCCCUUUGACUCUCGGGUGGACUGGAAAGUUACACAAUGGGCUAAAUUAUGCGGUCCAACUUCAACCACAUUUUUGGACUUACUCGGUAUCAAUGGAGUCCAUGAAAAGCUUGGUCUUUCUUACAAAAACUCAAGGGAAUUGAACAAGAUCAUCGACAAGCAGCUUCCUGGUCACCCAAAGUUCAGGUGUGAACAAAUUGUCAUUUCAGGCGAGGCCUUCAACAUUUUCUAUAGGGAUGUUAUCAAGUGUGUCAAGGCUCUGUAUGGAGACCCAGAUUUUGCAGAUUUUCUGGUCUUCACACCAGAACACCACUAUGCAGACAAGGAACAAACUAUCCAAUUGUUCCAUGAUAUGCAUACUGGUAAAUUGUGGUGGGAUACCCAGAAAAAGCUUGAUCAGCACAAACUGGGUGCUACUAUCAUUCUGAUUAUCAUUUUGAGUGACAAGACUCAAGUAACGAUGUUCCAAAAUAAAACAGCCUACCCACCCUCUCGUUGUGCCCAUAUUCUUCUCGCUUAUCUUCCUACCACUCGUCUCAAGCACAUCACCAACAAGGCUUCACGACUCCGAACCAUUGCAAAUCUGUAUCACGUGUGCAUGGGCCGUAUCUUAGCACCACUGGAGGAAGCUGGCUUAGAUGGUAUUGUUAUGAAAAGUGGCAAUGGUAUCCUGCAUCGCAGUCAUCCCUUAUUUUCUUGUUUUGUUGGUGACUACCCCAAGCAAGUCUUGGCUACAGGAGUCAAAGUCACAGAAUGUCCCAAAUGUGACAUACCACCAGACGAACUUGGAAGCAAUGCCACACCUUUCGAGAUGCACAACCUUGACAUUGUCCUCGAUGCAUUGGCUGCAAUUGACCAUGGAGAUAUCAAAUUUGUGCGUGCAUGCCGUGAAGCUGGAAUUAAGCCCAUUAUACAUCCGUUCUGGGAGCCCCUACCCUAUACCAACAUCUUCCAAGCCGUCACACCAGAUGUACUCCACCAAUUAUAUCAGGGUUUAAUCAAGCAUCUCCUUGGUUGGCUGGCCGAGGCAUUUUGGUGUAACCGUUACACAUUUGGAGCAGCCGAAAUAGAUGCCAGAUGUCAGAGGCUCCCCCCAAAUCACCAUAUUUGUCUAUUUAUGAAAGGCAUCACUAGCCUCUCACGAAUUAGUAGUACAGAGCAUACCAUCAGAGGUUUACUUGACUUCUUGUACCUCGCGCAAUAUCCUUGCCAUAGUUCCAAAGUGUUGACUCUUCUCAUGGAAGCCCUCAAUUUUUUUCAUGACAACAAGCAGAUCAUUCUCCAUGCAGCCUGGCACUAUAUGUUGAUGAUCCAGACUUUUGGCAUGACUGACAAUUAUAAUACAGAAUAUACUGAGCACCUCCACAUUGACUUGGCCAAAGAUGUGUAUCGCACGACAAACCACAAAGAUGAGUUUGUCCAAAUGACUCAGUGGCUCAAACACAAAGAGAAGAUCAUUCGACAUGAGAGUGUGAAAGGUGUCCCAAUUCAGAAAUUAGUCAUGGGGUAUGGGGCCAUGUACUUUUGUGAGGCACUUGUGAGAUAUGUUGCACAGCUGCAUCAUCCACAUGAAGCCACCACUCAUCGCCACCUCAAAGACCUUGCUGCCACUAUUCACCUUCCAUUCCAUACACUUCCUGUAUAUCAUGUAGUCAAAUGGCAAUCUGUUGAUGCACAGGGACACAGUGAUCUGUGUGUCACAGUGGAUAGCGCGCACAUCAAGCCUCGCCAUGCAGCCACCAGUCAAACAGGCACUGACGUCCCAGCACGAUUUGAUACUGUGCUUAUUAAUGAUGGGACUGGCCGUUCUGUAGGUAUUGAAGGCUACCAUGUAGGUCAGAUUCGUGUCAUAUUCUUGAUCCCACAGAAUUCUAUUACAACGAUGUUCCCUACCACAAUCCAGCCUCCCAAACAUCUCACCUAUGUAGAGUGGUUCACUCGGUUUCCUCUUACACCUGAUUCAAACCAUGGAAUGUUCAAAGUUAGCUGUGUUGUGCAAUCAGGUAAGAGAGUUGCAAGCAUUAUACCUGUCGCAAAUAUCCACCAAAGUGUUCAUCUUAUUCCAAAGUUCGGACCUGUUGCACCUCGUCAAUGGACAAGUAGCGAAGUCCUCGAACAAUGUAACACUUUUUUUAUUAAUUCUUAUAUUAAUAGGCAUAUGUUUGUAACAAUUAGAUAG